UAUUGUGAUAGAGUCUGCAGUUGCAGAGGCUGCAGGUCCUGGGGUCAAGCAGGAGAGGUCUGAAGGAGAGGAGGACCCAUGGCACAGUAGAGACAUCCAGACUAGAGUAGCUGGAGCGCCCCCUGUAGCCACAGAUGACCCCACCACUGCCCCAGCACAGCCCAGGACCCGAUGCAGCAUCACGGAGGUCAGUGGAAUGCCGAACGCCGUCCUCAAGUCAGAGACAGACACCAAGACUUUAACUGUACACACAGGAUCUGACCACAGGUCAGACCCAGAGACACUGGGACUGAGGAGACUGGGCUGUCCUCCAGUUCCCGGCUCAGAGUAUUUACCGGUAUUUCACCAAAUCCAGAAGGUGGUUAAUUCCCGUGGAGAUGGUGCCACGUUAGAUACAGAAGUUGAUGAUCCGUCUUGUUCUUACGCUACAGAGAUGGACCCUGGCAACAUGCCCUUGGGUUUAAAGAGACAGACUGAUCAGUCGAAAUGGGACUGGAACCAGUACAGUAGUACUGCAUGCUCUGAAGGGUGCUUAGAUAAGAAAGGGGAGGUUAUAGUGAUAGAUGAAGUGACUGUGAAAGUGGAGGGGGAUGUUCCACCCACAUGGAAGGCAGUUAGUCACCAAGGAGAUGGACACUCACAGGGCAGAGAUUUCUUAGAUUACAGGGAAAGCUUAGAGACAAAUCCAAAUGUCACGACCCACUCCCCUUUACACGCACUCAGGGAUUGCGACCCAGUGUCCACAUCGAUGGGACCUUCCGAUUCACAAGGCCACAUCCUUUUCGAUCAGGUAUUGAACUCAAACGACAGGGCUAGAGCCCAGGCUCAGGGAGGGGGAGCCACAUCAGGCAAUAUUAAAGAGAAACGGUUCCUCUGCAUGUUCUGUCACAAAGGAUUCAGCUGCCUCCAGAAGGUGGAGAUCCACCAGAGGGUCCACACAGGGGAGAAACCCUUCAGCUGUACCCAAUGUGAGAAGAGGUUCUCCCGCCAGGACCACCUGAAAAGGCACCAGAGGAACUUCUACUCUGAGACUCUUUGUGGAUACGGGUCUUGA
Molecule: messenger RNA, 1054 nt
Organism: Salvelinus sp. IW2-2015
Lineage: Eukaryota; Metazoa; Chordata; Actinopteri; Salmoniformes; Salmonidae
Biological process (GO): embryo development; urogenital system development; regulation of transcription by RNA polymerase II
Cellular component (GO): nucleus
Molecular function (GO): RNA polymerase II transcription regulatory region sequence-specific DNA binding; DNA-binding transcription factor activity, RNA polymerase II-specific
Source: RefSeq, a predicted model, not a curated record